AAUCAGGAACGCGAAAGUAUCCCGCUUGUGCUUUCGUUCGCUGAGGCACUAAUCAGUCGGAAUUUAGGGGAGCCCGCGGCGUCACCUAUAUCUGACAGCUAGCAGUGGUUUAAAGGAAGUGGCGGGAAGUUGGUGUGUGGUCGAAUUCAUCACCCUCAUGGUCGCUACGAUUUUCCACAAUAAAAAAUAACAUAGCAAAACAAACCAAGAUGUCUGUUGAUCCAAUGACCUAUGAGGCCCAGUUCUUUGGGUUCACCCCACAGACGUGCAUGCUCAGGAUCUAUAUUGCAUUUCAAGACUACCUAUUCGAAGUGAUGCAGGCUGUUGAACAGGUUAUGCUGAAGAAGUUGGAUGGCAUCCCAGACUGUAAGAUCAGCCCAGUCCAAAUUCGCAAAUGCACAGAGAAGUUUCUUAGCUUCAUGAAAGGACAUUUUGAUAAACUUUUUGGUACAAUGGAGCAGCUGUUUUUGCGGUUGAUUUUGCAGAUUCCACCAAACAUCUUGCUUCCUGAAGAUAAAUGUAAGGAGAUACAUCCUUAUAAUGAGGAAGAAUUUCAACAUCUCCAGAAAGAAAUCGACCAGUUACAAGAGAAGUAUAAGACUGAAUUAUGUACUAAGCAGGCCCUUCUUGCAGAAUUAGAAGAGCAAAAAAUUGUUCAGGCCAAACUCAAACAGACAUUGGCUUUGUUCGAUGAGCUUCAAAAUGUUGGCAGAGAUUGUGGUACUAGUGACUUUAGGGAGAGUUUGGUGUCCCUGGUUCAGAACUCCAGAAAACUACACAACAUUACAGACAACGUGGAAAAGGAAAGCAAAAGACUGAAAACAUCGUAAUUUUUAAAUAAUAAAAAAAUGAUAAGGAAUUUAUAUAAGUGACUAUUCAAGUGAACUGUAUGUUGUGUUAAUUUUCUUUUGUUCACAUCUUCCUCCUUUUUGGUCCACUCUCCUGUUUCUUGCAUGAGGGAGCUGAUAACUGAUUGAAAGAAGCAAAUAGCAAAACAGACAACUUCGAUAUCUGGUGAAGAGGAAAGAAGGUGUUUUUAUUUCCAAAAUAAGUGCUUCCCAUGACCAAGGCCAUGAUAAUGUUAAGUUGUUUGCUAUCUUGGAGUCUAGCGGGAGAAAACCUUGGACACAAAAGAAGCAGAUCCUGAAUAGAAAAGGAAGUCUGGAGCAAACCCAAUAGUAACAUUUAUAUUUACUGACUGUUGGCUAUUCAUGUCAAUUUCUUUUCAUCCUUCAGUUAGUUUUAGAAUCUGCCUUAUACCUAUUAUUUAUGCACAGUUAUAAACAUCAAAUAUUUAGAAUACUUGGGGAAAUUUUAGCUGUAUCUUGUGCUUUAAAUGCGAUGGACUCUAAAAUUUCUUUUUGUAAUUAGUCCACGUAAGAUGUUAUAUCACCCAGGGAAAGUGGAGAAAUAGGAAUGGUUGCUCUUAAGGUAUUGCUUUUCCUCUGUUUUUUCCUAGAGUACAGGAUUUGAAGUUUCUCAUAUAUGUAAAGAGGAGUAGUUUAGAGUAUUAAUAUUUGCAAUGAAAUACUUGUAAAUUUAGAAAGCUUGUAU
This is a messenger RNA of Otolemur garnettii (small-eared galago), 1554 nucleotides long. It is a transcript of the gene MIS12, whose product is annotated as MIS12, kinetochore complex component. The transcript has 2 exons. The coding region runs from base 210 to 830 and encodes 206 amino acids. Gene Ontology annotation, biological process: mitotic sister chromatid segregation; protein localization to kinetochore; mitotic cell cycle. Gene Ontology annotation, cellular component: chromosome, centromeric region; nucleus. Lineage: Eukaryota; Metazoa; Chordata; Mammalia; Primates; Galagidae. The record is from RefSeq and is a predicted model, not a curated record.